AUACAAUUACGCAAUAUAUUAACACGUACGUUUUACACUAACUUGCGGAGGCGGUUUGUUUGUAAACAAUGAAUAAUUUGGAUGGUAUUUUUUAAUUCAUUCUGAGGCCUUUGUUUUGCAAAUGCUAUUGCUAUAAGUCGUGCCGAUGGACGGUUGCGAUGAUAAGCAAAAACUUGCCGUAUUCUAAUAUCUAAGUCAAUUAUUUUCUAGAAAAUUAGCAUUAGUCCCACAAAAAGUGGUCUUUUCGUGAGAAUUUAACAACUGCUUUUGAAGUUCUCUUUUAUUUGUAAGCGAAAAGAGAACUUCAAUUUCCUUUUUUAUGUGGCUUGCCGAAAUGUCAAUCUUUUGACAGCUGCCGGUAUCGAAUUUUGUUUACAAACAACUUUUGUGAGGGUACAAGCUCGCCCUUUCGCUUACAAUUUGUGUAAAAAUCGCAAUUUGCUUUGGUUUUCUCGAGUUUAAGCUAACGCCCUCAACAUGAACAUGCUAACGCACUUCGGUCCCGACUCGGGGGGCCGGGUUAAGGGGCUGACGAUAGUGAAACCGGUGGUGUACGGCAAUGUGGCCCGUUCGUUUGGCAAGAAGCGGGAAGAGGACGGGCACACGCACCAGUGGACGGUGUACGUGAAGCCGUACCACAACGAGGACAUGCAGUCGUACGUGAAGAAGAUACACUUCAAGCUGCACGAAAGCUACGCCAACCCGAACCGCAUCAUCACGAAGCCCCCGUACGAGGUGACGGAGACGGGCUGGGGCGAGUUCGAGAUUGUGAUCAAAAUCCACUUCCACGAUCCGACCGAGCGGCCCGUCACGAUGUACCACAUCCUGAAGCUGUUCCAGUCGCCCGUCCUGGACGGGGAGGUUUCGACGCAGAUCGAGGGCAAGAAGGGUCUGGUUUCGGAGCAGUACGAAGAGCUGGUGUUUCAGGAACCGACCCAGCUGAUGCAGCAGCAGCUGACGAAUGUGAAACCGGUCACUACCGGCAGCUGGAAGCAUGAUACGGAUUUUGAGGAAAAGCAGCGGCAAGCGUUGGAAAACAUAAUCGACACGAAGGCGAAAGUAAUAUCGGAAAUUGCACUACUGAAGGAGAAGCUGAAGCUGGCGCGGGAAACGAUUGCCAAGUUUAAGACGGAAAUGUCCAAGGUUCAGGGACAGCAAGCGGCAGCCUGAGCAAUCUCGAGAUUUUAGUAGCGUAAGUUUUUUUUUCACAGUAUCAGUCAUUUUAAGAGUACACUAACAAUUAAGGGAUUAUUUUCGAUUGUAUAAUAAACGACAACAUGAAGAAGAAAUGGUGAAAAAUAUCAAAGACAAACGAACAUAAA
Messenger RNA from Anopheles gambiae (African malaria mosquito), 1322 nucleotides. RefSeq names its product YEATS domain-containing protein 4 (gene Gas41). Lineage: Eukaryota; Metazoa; Arthropoda; Insecta; Diptera; Culicidae. The transcript has 3 exons. Bases 478 to 1170 code for a protein of 230 amino acids. The record is from RefSeq and is a predicted model, not a curated record. Gene Ontology annotation, biological process: regulation of DNA-templated transcription.